AUUAUUGUAAUUUUUCUUGAAAUUAUUCAAUGUUUACCACAACAACAACAACAAGAAUCCAAAAUAACAACAACAACAACAACGCAAACGACAACAACAACAAUUAAAACAUUAUCAUGUAAAGCAUCAAUGAUACCACGUAUGUUAACAAUUAAACCAUCAUCAUUAUCAUCAUUAUCAUUAUCAUCAUUAUAUGGCCGAUUUUCAAUACACGAAACAAUAACUAUACAUUGUAUGGCAAAUUUAACCGCUGAUUUGGAUGAUAAUUUUAUUAAUCCAGUAUUUGAUCUAUCGUUUGGUGAUCAAACAAAUUCUGGUCUUUAUAUUGUACGUGGACGACCAAAUUGUCAACAAAAUCAUACUAAUUGUGAAAGUGAAUUUCAAAUAUCAAUAUUAUCAUUGAUUAAACUUUUGUUACCAAAAAUGAAUAAUGAUAAUUAUCGUCAAUCAUCGACAUCGAUAUUGGAAACAAUCAAAGUAACAUGCGAUAUUGCCGAUACAUCACGUCAUUUACGAAUGCCUGUUCGUUGUAAUGAUUCGGGUUUGUUUCGUUUUCCUAAAAUAUUAAACUAUGGUGAUUCAUGUCGAAUCGGUUCGGAAGAAGAAUGUCCAACAAAUAUGCAAUGUUCAAAAUCGAAUGAUGAUCGUCAACAACAACGUCGAGGACGACGACAACGACAAAUAUCAACAACAACAACAACAAAAUGUCAAUGUAAACAUGGUUAUUUGAAUGUAACAACAUGGAUUGCUGACCUCAAUUCUAUUCGAACAAUUUGUAUUCAACCGAUUACUAUCGGUGAUUCAAAACAAUGUUUAAUCGAUGAACAAUGUUUGGCUUUGGAUACGAAUUCCGAUUGUCGUUAUGAUAAUAAACAUGGUUAUCCUAUUUGUCAAUGUCGAAAAGAUUAUCAUCUACAUCAAAAUGGUAGUUGUCAAUCAAUCCAUCAACAAAUCAAUGAAUCUAAAAUUUAUAAUCAAACAAUAUUACCAUUACAUUUAAAUCAUCAUCAUCAUAAUCAUCCAAAAAAUGAAUCACUAAUAAAUGAUGAUAAUUCGGGUAAAACGAUGAAACCAUCAAAGGAAUCAAGUUCAUUAUCAAAAACUAUAAGCAAUUUAGGUUUGGUUAUAUUUUUGAUCGUAUUAUUAUGGGCAAUAAUUAUUGCAUCCAUUUUAAUCAGAUAUGCAAAACAAAAACAACGUUUAGAUAUUAAUUAUCAGAAAAAACAAUCGAAUAAU
Dermatophagoides pteronyssinus (European house dust mite) is the source of this 1236-nucleotide messenger RNA. RefSeq lists its product as uncharacterized. The record is from RefSeq and is a predicted model, not a curated record. Lineage: Eukaryota; Metazoa; Arthropoda; Arachnida; Sarcoptiformes; Pyroglyphidae.